GGCUUCCCCGCCAUUUUAAGAGCAAAGAACAAAGAGCGGACCAAUCGUCUUCUUGGGUUUAACCCCCCGCCUUCUUUGUUGCGUACGCCUCUUCCUAAGCGCCUCCCACUCCUUCUCCAUUUUGUACUGCAGUUUCUGGUGAGCUGCGUCAUUCGGUGAAGGAUUUGCAGAGGGGUAAGAGGUUUAUUUUUAAAUCAGUGAAACCAUGAGUGGCUGCAGAGUGUUUAUUGGCAGGCUCAACCCAGCUGCCAGGGAGAAAGAUGUCGAGCGCUUCUUCAAGGGUUACGGGCGUAUCCGCGAUAUCGACUUGAAAAGAGGCUUUGGAUUUGUGGAGUUUGAUGAUGCCAGAGAUGCAGAUGAUGCAGUCUAUGAGCUUGAUGGCAAAGAGCUGUGUAAUGAGAGAGUUACAAUUGAACAUGCUCGUCUUCGUUCUCGAGGGGGAGGAGGAGGAGGUGGUGGUGGUGGUCCAAGGGGAAUGGGCAGAGGAAGAUACAAUGACCGUUUCAGUAGUCGCCGACCCCGUGGAGAUAGAAGUGCUCCACCAAUAAGGACAGAGAAUCGCCUUAUAGUAGAAAAUCUGUCCUCAAGAGUCAGCUGGCAGGACUUGAAGGAUUUCAUGAGACAAGCUGGAGAAGUUACAUUUGCAGACGCACACCGACCAAAGCUUAAUGAAGGGGUUGUUGAAUUUGCAUCCUACAGUGAUUUAAAAAAUGCCAUUGAGAAGCUUUCUGGGAAGGAGAUUAAUGGCAGAAAAAUAAAGCUAAUUGAAGGAAAUAAAAGACACAGUCGGUCAAGGAGCAGAUCACGUUCCCGCAGCAGAAGUUCAUCCAGGUCCCGAAGCCGCUCCCGCUCCAGGAGCCGAAAGUCUUACAGCCGAUCCCGUAGCCGCAGUCGUACUCCCCGCAGCAACCGUAGCAAAUCCAGGUCUGUGAGUAGGUCACCUGUUCCUGAGAAGAGCCAGAAAUCAAGAAGCCCAUCCAAAUCACCCGCAUCAGUUGAUAGGCAGAAAUCUCGAUCCAGAUCUCGGUCUGCUGAUAGUAGAAACUGAACUUUAAAUACUUAAACCCCACUUUCCCUUUUUGAAAGACGUACUUGCUAACUUCUGUGGUAAGUUAUUUGUCAUGGAUUAAAGGCAGGAAUGGAUCUUACAUUUUUUUAACUCCUUCACCAAUCCAGUUGUGGACCAUCAACAAACAAGCUGCUGGGACAGUUUUGAUUAAACACAUUCUGCUUUAGUCCAAGUUGUAUAGUUUGUGUAACAAAAGCUUAGGGCCCUAUUUGUAAGAGCAAUUCAAGUUGGGGUGUGUAAAUUGUUGGCUGUAUAUAGGCAUUGUUUUUUUGUGUAACUUCCCCUAUCCUUCACUUCUCCCCUCAUUGUUCUGAGUUGUGAAUAUUACCAAUAAAACAAAUAAAACUCUGA
Messenger RNA from Xenopus laevis (African clawed frog), 1420 nucleotides. RefSeq names its product serine/arginine-rich splicing factor 5 S homeolog (gene srsf5.S). The record is from RefSeq and is a predicted model, not a curated record. Gene Ontology annotation, molecular function: mRNA binding; RNA binding; nucleic acid binding. Gene Ontology annotation, cellular component: cytoplasm; nucleus. Bases 206 to 1048 code for a protein of 280 amino acids. The transcript has 8 exons. NCBI's taxonomy places the organism in Eukaryota, Metazoa, Chordata, Amphibia, Anura, Pipidae.